AUUCUGUUUGAAAUUUUGUAUUUUUCAAUUUCAUGUUUUAUUCCUUUUGAACAGACUUUGUAUCCCCAAUUUAAUUUCAUACAAGUGCACAGGUGUUCUACAGAGCUCUGCUAAUGAACAAUCAUUUGCUGUGCUGAACCAAGGACCGAACUAAAAGUAGCAGGAUCCUGGCCCUUGACGACUUACCUUAGACACCACUGCCAUAGUGCAAGACAACAAAAAAGUAAAAAUGUUCAAAAUUUCUAGAAAAUGUGAUAUUCCAAAUAUCCAACAACAAAGACUGUGGUACUUCAGAAAUUGUGAAUUAUACAUUUGGUUUUCCUUUGUUGCAUAUGAAAAGUUUAUUUGUUUAGUUUAUUAGCUAUAAUGUUUUUUUAAUUACAUUGUAUUUUGGAAAAUUAUGCCUUUCGUCAAAAGAAAUCUGUAGAUUACCACUACAGUAGUGUAUAAUCUUAUAUAUAUUUAAACAUGUUUUAUAAUAAUAUAAAUCCCCCGUGGAGCUGAGAGACUACGAUCCUGAAACCAACUUCAUGUACUGCCCUGUGCAAUGCUUCGUAAUGUCCGCUGUGAGACGAGGAGACUGUGCUAUGUAGUUCAGAUUUUGAAAAUGAGUUCUCCGUAUUUCAUGCAAAGCAGCGCUGUUCUCACCCGGAGCAGCAGUCACGGUGCGGGCGGUGGAUCCGCGGCCUCUUUGAGGUCCAAACUCAGCAGCAGACAGGGGGAUGUGGACGCCGUUCCUGCACGGAAGGUGAAGGUGGAGGCGGAGGAGGCGACAGUGUCCGAAGAGAAGCCCUCUUUGACCCCUUCAUCCAGCGACGGCUGCCAGGAACGCCUCCGGUCUAUCACAGAGAUUGAAGUGUCAUCGCUGCUUCCUCGCGGUCGCAGGAGGAGACAGGUUAAGGUGGAGUAUGACGGAGACGAUGGCGCCUCCCGGGUAAAGACGGAGCACUGGGAGCCUCCGGACUGGAUGAAACAGUUGGGUUUCAUCCGUGAAAUGAGGAGCUGUCGAGACGCCCCAGUGGACAACAUGGGAGCUGAGAAAUGCUACGACACACAAGCCCCCGCACAUGUGAGGCGUUUCCAGGUGUUGGUGUCGCUCAUGCUGUCCAGCCAGACAAAGGACCAGGUGACGGGCGCAGCGAUGCAGAGACUUCGGGCGCAUGGCUGCACUGCAGAGAAUAUAGUCGCCACCGACGACAAAAAGCUGGGAGAGCUCAUCUAUCCCGUCGGCUUCUGGAGGAACAAGGUAAAGUUUCUGAAGCAGACGUCGGCCAUGCUGGUGACGGAGUUCGGGGGAGAUAUCCCGAACAGCGUGGAGGGUCUGGUUCGCCUGCCGGGAGUCGGACCUAAGAUGGCCCACCUGGCUAUGGACAUCGCCUGGGACCAAGUGUCUGGCAUAGGAGUGGACACACACGUGCAUCGCAUCUCCAACAGGUUGGGCUGGCUCAAGAAACCAACCAAGAACCCAGAAGACACACGCAAGGCCCUGGAGGAGUGGUUGCCAAGGGAGUUGUGGAGCGAGAUCAACUGGCUGCUGGUUGGUUUUGGACAGCAGGUUUGUCUUCCAGUUAGCCCGCUCUGCUCCGUGUGUCUGAACCAGUACAGCUGUCCAUCUGCACACAAAAGUUCUCCCGCAAAAAGACCCAAACCCGGAUCACCACGCUCUCCAGGUCCAUCGCGCAAAUUUAAGGUCAAAUCUGAACAGGAAAGUGAUGCCAGAAGUAAAUCGGCAGCAAACCUGAAGCCACCAGACUAAGAAGGAUUGUAAAAAAACAAACAAACACUGAACUGCUGAUUUAUGAUGUUGGCCAGAAAAAAAAACACGAUAUGUUUCAUAAUUAAACACAUGCAGUGAUUGAUAGGAAUAUUUUUGUACUGUUUUAUUUUUUCAACUCAAAUAAAUAAAGUAAGAACUGAA
Molecule: messenger RNA, 1918 nt
Organism: Xiphophorus maculatus (southern platyfish)
Lineage: Eukaryota; Metazoa; Chordata; Actinopteri; Cyprinodontiformes; Poeciliidae
Gene: nthl1
Product: nth like DNA glycosylase 1
Exons: 6
Coding region: 548-1756 (402 amino acids)
Biological process (GO): base-excision repair, AP site formation; base-excision repair; nucleotide-excision repair
Cellular component (GO): nucleus
Molecular function (GO): DNA binding; DNA-(apurinic or apyrimidinic site) endonuclease activity; oxidized pyrimidine nucleobase lesion DNA N-glycosylase activity
Source: RefSeq, a predicted model, not a curated record